This is a messenger RNA of Suricata suricatta (meerkat), 2605 nucleotides long. RefSeq names its product Ras and Rab interactor like (gene RINL). Gene Ontology annotation, molecular function: guanyl-nucleotide exchange factor activity; small GTPase binding. Gene Ontology annotation, cellular component: endocytic vesicle; cytosol. NCBI's taxonomy places the organism in Eukaryota, Metazoa, Chordata, Mammalia, Carnivora, Herpestidae. Gene Ontology annotation, biological process: vesicle-mediated transport. Bases 183 to 1886 code for a protein of 567 amino acids. The transcript is spliced from 11 exons. The record is from RefSeq and is a predicted model, not a curated record.
AAAAAAAAAAGAAUUGACACCCGGCACAGUGAGGGGGCCUUGGGUCCAUUCUGAUUGAUCAGGGUCUCUGCUAUAUUUGAUUGUAAAUAUUGUGACUAUUACCAUAUUGGAGCAGCCUUGAACCUCACCUUCCUCCCCACCGGAAACCAGACCAUGGCUUGCUGGCCUCCUGCAUCCUGAGGAUGGCCCAGCCGGAGGACAAGGCCUCUGCAGGCCUCAUCGACGGGGAGAGGCUGGUUCCGCCACAGGUGAAUGGAGCAGGUGAGACCCCCUUAGGGGUCCUUGGGACCUCAGAGCCACUCCUUCGCCUGCGGAGGACACAGUGGGUGUGGCAGAUCCCAGAGCUGGACACUCCGCAUGCAGAAGCCCUUCUUGAGCAGUGGCUGCCUGGGAGUUUCCUGGUCACAGGACAUGACCCCCACCAGGUCCUGCUGUUGAGGACAGGAGUUUCAUCAGGAGAAGUCAGCACCUACCAGAUCCAGAAGCUUCCUGAAGGUGUGUCUCUGGAAUACUCGAACCUCUGUAUGCCGGACCUGCCCCAUCUCCUGGCUUUCCUAUCAGCCAGCAGGGAUGUUUUGCCCCGAACACUGCUCUUGCCCCCUCCCACUCUAAGGCCGGGAGACCAACAAAGAGGUCUUCCAAAGACUGGCAGUGUCCAACUCAACAUUACGGAGAAGGUGCUCUCCGUGGUGAACAAGCUUUAUCUGGAGACCCACAGAGGGUGGGGUUUGGAGCAGAUCACCCCAGAGACACCUCCAGAGACCGCAGAAAGACAGAGUUCAGCCCCCAGGAACCCUGCCCCUCACCGGGUCUCCUGGGUGGAAGGCCCACUCAGCCCAGAGGUAUGCCGUCCUGGGCCAACUCUAGCCAGCCUGGAGGAGGACGAAGAGGAGGACGGAGACGAGCCCACCUGCAAAGAUGAAGAGAAAGGACCCGACGAUGUUCUCACCCACCACAUCCGGGCUCUGGCCAGGGCCCGGAGCAGCUACGUGGGCCGGCAGUUCCAGGGCCUCAGAGCACGCCUCACCUCAGAUGCCAGAGGCCCCCACAGGCCCGGGGACCCGGCCACAGAGCUGCUUCAGGAUGUGCGGCACCUCCUUACUGACCUCCAGGAUCACUUGUCAAAGGACCCUGAUGUCAGGGCUGUCUUUGAGAGCAGGGGCCCCGGGGUCCCCCGGAAGCAUGAGGAUCUUGGCGCAGCGGUGGAGGCGGCCCUGUGCCGGGCGGUGCUGGCGCCCUUGAAGCCCGCCCUGUGGACGCGACUCCGCACGCUGAGAGCCCGGGAGCUGCGCAGACUGCGGCAGCGACAGAUAGCCCUGCGGGCGGAGGCGGGGCCUGAGGGGCAGGGCCCCGCCCCCGCCCUGCGGAGCCGCAUCCACGCGCGCCUGGAGCACCUCCACGCCGCCUGCGCCCCACGCCGCAAGGUGGCGCUGCUGCUGGCGGCGUGCAGUGACGUUUACGCGGGCCUGACCCAGGGCGAGAACCAAGAGCCUCUGGGGGCCGACGCCUUCCUCCCCGCGCUGACGGAAGAACUGAUCUGGAGUCCGCACAUUGGGGAGACGCAGCUGGACGUGGAGUUUCUUAUGGAGCUCCUGGAUCCCGACGAGCUGCGGGGAGAGGCCGGAUACUACCUGACCACGUGGUUUGGGGCGCUGCACCACAUUGCUCACUACCAGCCCGAAGCGGGCCGCGCACCCCAGGGGCUCAGCUCGGAGGCCCGUGCCUCCCUGCGCCAGUGGCACAGCCGGCGAACCCUGCACAGACCAGACAGACAGGACCCAGGAGCCCAGGUCCGGCUGCCGUUUGAGGAGCCAUGGGCAAGAGACACCGUGCCGGAGACCGACUAUGAUAAGGGGUCCCCACACCCUCCUGCUCCUCAGGCAUGAUUCAGGAGGCGCCAGGCCAGCACCGAUUUCUGACCCCUUGUUGAUUAGGGUGCAAGGAGGAGGCGAGGUUCCCCGUACAGAGGCACCUCUGGGCCUUUGCACUGGCUACUCCGAUCUCUGGUAUUUAUAGUGCUCCUUCCCUCACCUCGGUGAGGCUCUGGGGUCGCCCUGUGUAAAACUGCAUCUCUUCUGGCCAACUCUCCCCUCCACCAGCAGAAUAAUGCUCCCCGCAAAACAUCCACCUCCUGAUCCCCAGAAAUCCAUGAACGUGUUACCUUAUGUGGUAAAAGGGACUUUACAUAUGUGACCAAAUUAAGGACCUUGACAUCAUCCUGGUUGACAGGUAUCAUCACGAGUCCUUCCUUCAAGAGGGGAGGCUGGAGGGUCAGGGUCAGAGGAGAUGGGAUUUUGUGAGAAGAGGUCAGUGUGAUGUGGCCAGGAGCCAAGGCGUGCCUAGAAGCUGAAAAAGACAGGGAAUGGAUUUUCCCCUGGAAACUUUAGAAGGAACUCAGCCUUCGGUUUUAGCCCCUAAGACCUGUUUUGGACUUCUGACCUUUAAAAUGGCAAGAUAAUAAAUGGCUGGGCUUGGAGCCACUACAUUUGUGGUAAUUUGUUACAGCAGCAGCAGGAAGCUCCCGCACUCUCUUACCCUGAUCUUUCUUUUUUUCCAUAGAAAUUGGCACUUCCUAACAUGCCAUAAAAUGUAUGUAUUGAUUGCG